AUGAGACUGACUUGGCCAUUGACACCGGCCCUCAUUUCAUGCAAACACGGCCUCUUGACACUGAGUUUCUUUCAAAAUAAUCAAUAUCUUCUGGAUAUUUUCCCGCAUAUGGACUAUCAGGAAGCAUCGUUCAAAGACGACUCUGGUCAUGACGGCGGCACCAAAGCAUCGGCUGAAGCACCAAACUCUAAUAGGCAUGUUCCUCCCGAUGUAAUUCAAGCCGGCGGGCCACCAAGACAGUCUAAGGUUAUGACCGACCAAUCUCGUGUUAUUAACCACGAUCAAAGCUCAACAGAACACAUGGAUGAGGAGCAUAUCACGGUCAACAAAACACUCGACGCCAUUGAUGACAUUUUACUAACGAAUCGGCGAGUCGCCACGACAUUCCGACCAACGCCAUCCGCCACCACUGACAUCGAACUGCUCCAAGCUUUGCUAGUACUUGUCCUCACCAUGUCUUGGCUCGAUGGACCUCUUGCUCAAAAUGCACUCGCAAUGAGCAGCCAGCUUGCCUUACUCACUCGUGAAAGCCUAGCUUGUCUGCAAUUGAUAGACAACCACGAUAACUCAGUGGACUGGACUCGCGACGAGGAACGGCGUCUCACCAUACUUUCUGCCUAUUUUGUUCUCAACAUUCAGACUAUUUGCUUCAAUGUACCACCCCAAAUCACCGUUUCAAAGAUGAACCCGCCACUCGCAUGCUCGGCUGCAGAAUUCAAGGCCCCGAAUUCCAAGGCCUGGCGUCGGCUGCAGAAAAAGGAUCCUCGCCGGCCAGUAUUUGUACACUGCCUCAAGCAGCCUCUCUCCGGUAAACCCGUAGCUAAGCAGGUGCCAGAACGGAAUUCGGCAACUACAUGCUUCUUCAAGACCUAUUGA
Messenger RNA from Metarhizium acridum CQMa 102, 876 nucleotides. RefSeq lists its product as uncharacterized. Gene Ontology annotation, molecular function: DNA-binding transcription factor activity, RNA polymerase II-specific; RNA polymerase II cis-regulatory region sequence-specific DNA binding. Gene Ontology annotation, biological process: regulation of transcription by RNA polymerase II. Lineage: Eukaryota; Fungi; Ascomycota; Sordariomycetes; Hypocreales; Clavicipitaceae. Gene Ontology annotation, cellular component: chromatin. The record is from RefSeq and is a predicted model, not a curated record.